Molecule: messenger RNA, 9146 nt
Organism: Pectinophora gossypiella (pink bollworm)
Lineage: Eukaryota; Metazoa; Arthropoda; Insecta; Lepidoptera; Gelechiidae
Product: small subunit processome component 20 homolog
Exons: 14
Coding region: 136-8493 (2785 amino acids)
Cellular component (GO): 90S preribosome; nucleolus; small-subunit processome
Source: RefSeq, a predicted model, not a curated record
UGUGGAAGGUUGUGGAUUGGAUCGACUGGAUGCGCCGCGAAUUUAAUGGAUUUCAAGAGAAAGUUUAAUUGAAUUUACUUUUUUAAAAGUCAUUAUCGUGAGUGAUAUGUGAAAAACCGUCUGACCUUAGCCAACAUGAAGAGUAAACCUGUAAAACAUAAGACUACGAAUACUUUUCGGUUUAUUCCUUUCGCCGAACGUAUAAAUUCUAUUGAUGUUCGCCAUGCAGCAUUAUAUCAUAUUGAGCAUGCAUAUGCAGCCCAGCCAGGAGAGAAUGAGACACAUUUCUCUCUGGCUGUACAGAAGUGGUAUGCACUCAAUUUGACAGAUAACUUUAAAAAGUUCAGAAAGGAAGUGUUUGGGGUCACUACUGUGCCGCAGUUGGUGCAUAAGAAAGACCAUGUAUUGGAGGUAUUGGAGAAAUAUUUGAAUUUAGAAGAUUCAUUGUGUCUGCAACCUUUAUUGGAAAUUCUAGUUUCCUUAGCAAAAGACUUGCGAGAAGAUUUCUACCCACACUUCCCAAGGUUCUUAGACAUUCUUAUAAAACUACUGAACACCAAAGAUGCAGAGAGACUAGAAUGGACAUUGGUCUGCCUUGCUUUCCUAUUUAAAAUCUUAAAACCAUAUUUAAAGAAGGAUGUAGCCACGGUACUCAAGAGGAUUAUACCUUUGUUGAGUGAUGCUCAUCCACAGUAUAUUAACAACUUUGCAGCCGAGAGUUUUGCAUUUGUAGCAAGAGAUAUAAGAGACAAAAAGAAGUUUAUUGAUCUCAUGUUAAACUAUCUACAGAGCAAUGAUGAUGCUAUAACAGGAUGCGGUCAUCUCAUCUUCGAAAUAUUAAGGGGAGUCACUGGAAAGUUCCACAGCUGCAUAGAAACAUUCUUACCAUUGCUUCUUGAACACUUGAAAGACAGCAAGAAUCACCAGGAGAUAUUAUUCAAAGUCCUUACACAAACUAUUGAAGACAGUUUACAAAUUAUAUCUCAUAAAGAGUAUACAGUAUUUUGGAACUGUAUCAUAAAAUUCUCUGAAGAGAUAUUGAAAGAAGAUGACGAAACAAGUAAAGGGUUAGAAUACAUUCUAAGACUUGCUGGCCAAGUUAUUGAACAUCAAAAUGGGAAAUAUUUGACAAAUCCACCACAGUUUGUCCUUUUACUUGUAAAAGUAAUAUGUGAACAGUCUUCUGAAAGCGUGCUUGAAGUUUGCGCUCAAAUUGGCGCUCUAUUAUUAUUAUCACCAAACAUAUCUUUGUCUCAAGAACAUGCUGGGAUCAUAGUUAAAGUCAUAUUACCCUUACCAUUUCCAAAUAUUCUGAUUAAAUUUGUCCAAAAUGUUAUCAACUAUUCGCAAUUUGACAUGCAUAUUCUGCCGCCGUUCAUAAACUACGUCAUUCAGUCAAAUUUUGACGACGAAGCUAUGAGUACUUUGACCAAAAUUUGUCUAACAAAGUCUCCUCUUUCAAAGAACGGUAUAAAGCUUUUCGAAUGGGUAAAAUAUCCUGUAGAUUUUGGAAAAAAGUUGCCACUAUUUAUGGAUUAUUUUAACAAAGUGGUUAACGAACCAAUAGAGAAUAUUGUAGAGGAUCCUAUUAAAUUAAUGAAUGUGUUAUUUUGUUUGCCGCAUAUGGAGAAAAUUGACGUAGAUCUUUGUGUAAAAUCACUGAAUCAAUUGAUAACGAAACUUCUAAAAGUUCUGGAAAAUUAUAAUCUUGAAAAUCAACUGUAUGAGAAUAAGUUCCAUUGUGACACGACCCCUUUAUCGAAAUGUGCUAGACAGGUGUUGUUCAUACUAUCAAAUGCUAUGGAGAGUGCUAUACAUAUUUCAAGUUGUAAGAAAUUGAAAGAAAUAUGUGACAUUGAUAUACUGUUGCCAGUAUUGCUGCCAUGUGCAGCAGAUCCUAACUAUCUGUCUGCACUGCAUCUCGUUGAUUUGUAUCUAACUGCAUAUGAACAUGAAAAUGGAUUGACGUACCCAUUCUUGUCGUUAGUCGACUCAUUUUUGAAGAACAAUAUUUCGUCACCGUUUCAUAUUGUCCGCUUACUAACAACACACAUUUACAAGCUAUUUGAAAAUGUAGAAGAGCUGAAUAAGACAGUUCAAGUUGGUGGCGUUGAAGAAAAGUUCUCAGUAUUCAGUCGCUGCUACACAGUGGAGUCUAUAUCACCAUCUAUCCAAGAGUACAGAGCUCAGCUAAAUAUGCUACAGAAAAUGGCCUUCAAUACAACCCAGUAUGCUCUGGCUAAAGACACAGAAUUCCAUCUAUUUGCAUUAAAUUACAUGCUGGGAGUUUUAUAUGUCAACUUCAAGUUACUUUGGGAGCCGGUGACAGAAUUUAUCGCAGGAUAUGGCAACGCUCUGACGGUUGACGAAUUUUGGCCCGUAUUCCACAAGGCUUUAGAAUCCUCAUUUGUUAAUGCCAAGAAAAACUUGAAGCAAUUUCAAUUUGAUGAUGACAUUGAUACUAACAACGACCUGAUAAAAGACUUAUACUCGGAAUACAAUAGCAUUACUGAAAGACCAGAUUUGUAUAACUACAGAAACCUCAUUCUAAAGAUUAUGACGAAUUGCAUUCAAGUGUGUGAAGCUCGGAAUCGAGAUGUAGUUGUGUUGUUCUUGAACUUUAUAGAUGAAGAAUAUAGAAGAAAUGAUAUUACCAAUGCUCUUAAAAUUGACGUACAACUUCGUGACAAGUCAAAUACUGAAAUGGAUGUUGACGAAGACAAACCUGAGGAAGAAAAUGAAAUUGUUGAAGUAUUAGCAGAUGAUAUUGAUGAAGAAAAAGAAACUGUGUCUGGGAAAAUUGUGUUUAAAACUUUAAUAAACAUAAUGCAGGUGUUAGCGCAGUUUAAAAAUCCAAGGGCUCUUCACAGGGAGUCAAUAUUCUGGGAGCUUUUCAUGGAAUUUUUGAAGCACAAAAACCCUGGUCUUCAAAAAUAUGCAUUAGACUGUGUCUUAAACUAUAGGAACAAAAGUGUUGUUGCCUACAAAAAUAAUUUGAACAACUUAGUAGAUGAAAAAAAGUUUAAAGACGAAAUGACGUUAUUUAAAAUUACAGAAGACGCUCAAAGCAUUCAGCCUGAAGACAGAGAACAUGUCAUUCCGAUAAUUUUGAGGAUUUUAUAUGGAAAAAUGACAUCAAAGCUAGCAGCAGAUAAGAAAGGAGGAGGCCAAACAAGAAGAGCACUAGUCAUGAGGUACUUAGCAGGUUGCAAUGAAGGUGAACUUAAAAUAUUCAUUGAAAUGGCCUUUUCUCAUUUUAAACAAUAUAUGGCUGUGGAUGUAAAAGAUAUUUACGAAAAUAUCAGGUCUCAUCUAGAUCUGAAGUCAGUUACCAGUCCAGGAAAACUGCACAGUAUUUUAAAUUUGUUUGAAGUUGUCAGAGAAUAUUUUGGAGGGUACAUGAAAGAAGAAUUGCUGUCCCAUUUGUUUAAGAUCUUUUACGCAGUUUGUUCUACAAUUGCAACAGUACUUGCUCAAGGUGAAAAAGUUCACGUGGGAUACGUUAAAGUGAUGAAAAAUCUCAGAGUCAUUGCACUUGGAACAUUAAGGAAACUAUUUGAUCAAUUUGACAAAUACCCGUGGACCACGGAAGAAUUGCGUGUUGUAUUUGAGACGUUACUCUGGCCUUUAUUACCAAAACUACACAUAGAAGGCAUCCAUACUCCAACUGCAUUAUUAAAGUUACUUAACACUUGGUGUCAAAAUCCUCGUUACUAUGUGUUACUUGUCACGUGUUCUGAAAAGGAUCACACUUUGACUCCACUGCCAGCAAUAUUCAAGCUUCUAUUGGCGCCGAAGACAAGUCCUGGUGUAGUAAACGUAAUUCUAGACAUGAUAGAAAAGCUGUUAACAUUGUCAGAAGACGAAGAAGAAAAAGAAUUACUUGCAAUAGAAUCUUUCAAUACAUUAGAUGUUGCUAACAUUACUGAAGCAAAUAACAUAAACUUUGGAAGUAAAAUCCUCAUUCCUCACAUCCCUAGUAUCUUAGAAGUGAUGAAGCGACGUAUAGCGAACUCGGCUAAAUCAAACACAGUGAACAAACGAGAUCUUUUGAUUCUCUCUCGAGUGACGGAAUUAGUUGCAUCGCCUGAAAUAUGUGAUGAGCUCUUGAAUCUGCUAUUACCCAUCCUAGUAAAGAAAGUCUGUAUGAAUAUGGCAGAGGAAAACAUGGAGCAUGCUGUUAAUACAAUCAUCAAUCUUUUAGGGCACAGCACUAACCCACAAGUUUAUAUCAAAAACAUUGCAAUACUUUUCAAUAAAGUUACUCCAGUCGAUGUUAGAAAGCUCCUGAUAAAAGUAUUGGUUUCUAUUUCUGAGAACGCAAAGACGAAUAAAGAUGUAUUGACAAGAAUGUCGAAUAUAGUGACUGAAAUGAAUGCAUUCAACAAGAGAUGGAUUGAACAACCUGACUUCGACAGAAGAUUAGAAGCGUACAAGCAAAUAUACAGCCUAUCUGAAAAUAACGAAAUUGAUGUAGACCUUGCUAUUUUAAUAGUGAAUAAUUGUUUUUAUUCCAUUCGCACUGAAAAGGACAUAGGUCUACGAGAUAGCGCUGGUUUGUGUUUAAAGAGAAUACUUCCAAAGCUUCUCAAGAAAUAUUGGUCGACAACUGAUGGCCAAUUUCUCGUUAGAGAUACCGUUUUAUCUCUUUUAUCAACAGGUAUAAGAGACGUAAAAAACGAGAUUCAUAGAAACGAAAGUAUCGCUUUACUUGGUGAAUUAGCGAGAGAAUGCCCUGAUGCUGACGUUGUCUUGUCAGAUUUAGCUACCUUGACAAAUAAGGAAGACACAGAAGUAGAUUUCUUUGAAAACAUGUGUCAUCUCCAACUGCACAGGCGUGUUAGAGCUUUGCAGAAAUUCUGUAAAGUUUCAAGAAAGGUGGUCAAGUGUCCCUCGCCAAGAACUCUUACGAAUUUCAUACUGCCUUUAGCAUCAACAUAUCUUUGUGAUGAAAAAUAUACUGAUAAGAAUUCCUUGAUUGAUGCGUGUGUUGAUGUCGUGUCUACAUGCUGCAGACUUCUACCUUGGUAUCACUAUGAAGUAAUCUUAAAACUCUACUUGAAUAAAAUGCGCCAUUCUUCCGAUCAUCAGAAACAAUUGACGCGUAUAAUAAUUGGUAUCUUAGACGCGUUCCAUUUUGAUUUCUCUAAAGCAAAGAAUAUUGAACUGCCUAAAGCUCUGACCACUAAUAUAGAUGUAAAAGUUGGCAAAUUUGGUAAGAAAUCAGCGAAUAUCGACAAAAAUGAUAGUAAAAAAGAAAUGAUCAAAGAUGAAAAUGAGAAAACAGAUGAAAAUAAUGACAAAUCGGAAGAAGGUACAGAAAUAAAUGAAGAUGAAACUCAGAAGGAUGAAGAUUUAGAAGCAGAAUUAGACGCAGUUGUUGAAGAAGACGAAGAAGCGAUUGAAGAAAAAGUGGCUAAAGAAGUUUCCAAUGUACCAGCUUAUGAGAGAAUUACAAGUGUAUCACCGUCUGUUGCUAAGAGAAUAGUAAAAUCUUUGUCUGUUGGACUACUUCCGCAGCUAAAUAGAGCAAUAGGCAAGAUGACGGACCACGAGGAAUCCCACAAGGUGAACCGUCGUCACACAAGCUUCGAGCGACAGGAGGAAGAUAUGCUACGAGUGCCCAUAGCUCUGGCUGUUGUCAAGUUACUUCAGAGACUCCCUGGGGAGUUGCUGAGGCACCAGCUAUCAGGAAUAAUAAUAAAACUCUGCUCUUUCCUAAAAUCGCCCCUGAAACGAGUCAGAAUAAUGGCGAGAGAUAUAGUCAAGAAAAUAAUGUUGACGGUUGGGACACAAUACAUGGGAAUCUUGCUAGAACACCUAACUUUACUACUGACUAGAGGCUUUCAAGUCCACGUAUUAGUUGCCACCAUCCAUACCGUCCUUGACGCUUUGAAAUCUGACUUCAAACCUGGAGAAUUGAAUGAUAACCUUCAUUGUAUACUCGACGUGUGCACAAAUGACCUUUUCGGUGCGCUAUCUGAAGAGAAAGAGGUUGAAAAGUUACAUUAUAAAACACCCGAAGCUAAGCCUAGUAAAAAGAGCUACGUAACUCUCAUGAUAGUCUCACAGAAUAUAACGGAAAAAUGUCUGAUAAACCUCCUUUUACCAUUCAAAGAAAUACUGCAAAAACAUCAUUCGAAGAAAAUCGUUGUGAAAGUGCAGGAAGCCUUAAUGCACAUAACAAGUGGGUUAGUAACUAAUAAAUUCAUCGAUAUAGAGUCUUUGUUUGUUUUUCUUCAUGGUAUAGCAUCUGAAAGUAUACCAGAGCUAGUAUUAAACGCGCCUAGACGGGAACUGACUGAGGCACAAAGAGAAAAAAUAAUGCGUGCAAAACCAGACUGUUUCAUCAUCCCUGAAACACCGAAACGGAACAAAGAAUCUCAAGCUAAGAACGUUAAAACUUCAGGCAAAGCAAAUGCUCACGUUUUAGUGGAAUUCAGUUUGAAUAUUUUAUACGUAAUUCUGAAAAGGGAGAAAGUACCAAGAAUGGAUUGCAGAGCAUUUGUGGAUCCCUUGGUUCCCUUGAUGGUAGAUGCGCUCAAAAGCGGUCAUAUUAAAGUGACAACGGGUGCUAUGAAGUGUAUAUCAACCUUGUGGACUAUCAGAGUAAGCACACCUACUCUUGUAGAAAUGACACCGGAUAUAGUGAAGACGAUAUUCUCGAUACUGCACAAGUAUGCUACUUUUGAAAUUAGCAAGCAGAAUGACAAUUAUCACUUGGUUAGGAAUGCUUUCAAGGCUGUGACAGUGCUAGUCCGUAACGUAAAAUACUACACUCUAGACGAAGAUCAACUUAAAACCCUACUGCUUUACGCCGAAGAAGAUUGCCAGAAUGAUGAGAGACAAGCGAACUCGUUCUCCCUGUUGAAAGCUAUUUUAGAAGCGAAGCUAGUUUCAAACGAAUUGCACGAAGUUAUGGAGAAAGUGUCUAAGAUUUGUAUAUUGAGUGAAUCGGCGAGGUCUAGAGAUGAAGCGCGAGGUAUCUUCGUAAACUAUUUGACAAACUACUCUCCAGGCAAAAGAAUGGACAAGUACAUACAAUUCUUCGUGUCUCAAUUGAACUACGAAUUGCAGCACGGGAGGGAGUCGUCUUUGAAAUUCUUAGGAAUGAUCAUUAGUAAAUUGAUUGUGCCUCAACUAUCCAAACAAAGCGACUACCUCCUGCUAGGUCUUGGCGCGAGUAUGGUGAAUGACAGCGCGCCAGAGUGCCGCGCCGCCGCCGCCGGCUGCAUAGAGGCUAUGUUGCGCAGACUACCCGCGCAGGACAGGAACAAACUGUUCCAAAUAGCGCUUACUUUCUUGCAGGACACGCAGCCGGUCCACUUCGAGCUAGCAGCUCAACUGAGCAUUCGCUUCGUCAACGUCGAAGCUGAAGAAUUCAAGAACCGUCUCGAUUCAAUCCUUUCUCUGAUUAGCGGCAAAAUACUUCUCUUAAGCAACGACAUUACUGAAGGCAGGUUUGUAAAGGUCAAACUCGACCAAGAAGAUGACAAGACUGAUGAGGAAAAACAGAAGGAAAAGGAUCAUAGUCUGAUUCAGAUUUUGAACCUUAUUGACAAGAUUACGGUGCACUGCGCUUCUAGCUUGAAGAAUAAGAAGUAUGAUAGUGAUUUUGAUGAAAUAGCCCAACAUUGUCAAGCGUUAUUGGCUUAUCCUCAUGCUUGGGUGAGGUUAAGAGCGGCUAAAAUCAUAGGGGCUAUACUAUCAGCUGUUAACGUUGAAGAAUUGGAUACAAUAGUCAAACUAAAGAAGGAGACAGAUAGAGGAUUCAUCUAUUACGAUACAGAGAAUGCGUUCAAAAGUCUGGUGCUAGAUCUCUGUGCGCAGUAUACUACGAGUGUAUCUAAAGAGAUGGCAGAGCAAGUAACAACAGUCCUAUUCACAAUCCUGUCCCUCGUCAACUCGAUAUCUAGUUUCAAACUGCCGUCCAAGGUGGAGGACUACCCUGAAGAGAAGGCGAAGGUUAACAUAAGGUGGAUCUUGUACAAAUUGAGGAAGGCUGUCAAUGUUGAGGUCGCCAGGGCACCUAAUUCCAUGAACAUUAGAACAUCAAUAUUCACAAUGUGGCAACACGUAAUCAGCUCUUUAUCCGACGAAGACUUACAUAAAAUAGUCGACGUGUUGCUACCGCCGAUAGUUCGAGAACUCUCCACUGGCGACGCGAUGGCGCCUGCGUCUGCUGUCAGGCAACUCGCUAACAGACUCGGCAAGAAACUCAGGAGGAAGAUUGGGGACAUAGAGUAUGGGAAGAUGGUCGCUGACGCGCAGACUCGCCUCAAUAUUAGGAGAGCUGAGAGGAAGAAGGUUCUCUUGCAAGAAAAAGUCAACAAUCCCGAGAAGGCUGCUAAAAGGAAACUCCAAGUGAAGGAGAAGAAAAAACAGGCGAAGAAAGUAAAACUAGAAAUGCUCCACGGAAAGCGACCGCGCGCUAAGAAACGGAAAGCUGAAGACAUAGAUAUCGAAGAUCAGUUGUUGAAAGAUGAUGAAUGAGUAAGACUAAGAUAUAUUUUUGUUUCACUUGCUAAAUAUUAAAUCUAGAUAUUUCUAUAGAGGUGGGUUUAGACCAAACGAGCAUAGAAUCAGAGCGUUCUUUUCUAAUAUUCUUGCUACGAAAAAGACCCUACUGAUCCCGCCGGCUAGGUCGACGAUUUCCCAUUAAGCGCUUUUCUCUAUCAGGUCUAUUGAUUAUUUCAAAUUUAAUCCUCUCAGGUGACGCUUUGAGCCGAGGUUCGCGCCCAACUGGUCUGGUCAACUGGUUAGGUCUGUCCUGUUAAACUUUUGUACCGGGUGAGAGACCUCAACAUUUGUCCGGACAAAUAGUUAAUGCCAUCUGGGGCAAAAAAUAAGUACCGUCAAAAAAAAGCUAUCCUUGUUUCUCUUUUACAGCAUGCGCAUUAGCUCGAUUGGUCUAAAUCCACCUUCAGUGAAAUUCUGUAAAUAUUCGUUUAUAAGUAGUUAUUCAAAUAAAUAUUAUAUUUUAAAUGCUGAUUUUAUAUAUUCAUAAUCUACGACUUACAUCGUAAUAACACUGAAAUACAUAAUUAGUCUUCUUCUAUCGUGUGGGUUGUGAGAUGGAGUACCAACCUCAUCAACCCUGGUGUCAGGGUUACUAUUGAGCUGCCAAAGUCCCCUGACAUGGCUCA